AGCUGGCAAAAAUCCUUUCUAAGGUGAUAGCAUCUCCCUUUAUAUAAUUUAGCGCAAACCAAACAGCUCUUUAGUAACCCAGCCCAACAAAAAACCACGUGCACAUCACUAUUUCAGAUUCAAUCACUCAAAUCAACGGCCCAGAUUUUCCGUACAGCCACCCAGUCUCCCUAUAUAAAACCCAUCACAGCCUCGUCUUGUUCUUCUGAACGUCCGUCUUAAACGUUGCAGUUGCAGCCGAGAAGCGAGGGCCAAAAGGAAAGUUUUAGAUACCUGAUCUUUGGCUUUUUUAUGAAAGUCACCAUUAAUUUCUUAACAUUUUAUUUUAGUACAACAUGCUUUUAAGGAGAGGAUCAACGCCGAUACUUAACUCAUGGGUCCCACACUUGAAGAAGCCAUCGCCGGAGCACGAGUUUUCUCACCAGAUUUCCCGACCCCGAACCGUUUCGCGUUCGAGCUCGAUUUCCGUGGGAUCGAGCGACGAUUCGAAUAGGAGGAAGGCGAGGGCGCUGUCCGAGACGGAUCCGUGGAACCUCGUGGUCCCCAAGAUGGGAGCCGUUAGGAAAAAUAACGGGAUCAUGAAUGGGAUCUGUGUCGAGGAAGAAGAGGUGGAGAAAGAAGAAGCUGGAUUUCAGCGGUGGAGAACGGCGUCGCUUGGGGUGGAGGAAGAGUGUGGGAUAGGCGGUAGUGGGGGAAAGAUCGGCGGCGGCGGCAGAGGCGGUGGUGAGAACGAAUGGGGCUGUUGGGAUUUGUAUUAUCAGAAAAUGAUCGAGGCUAAUCCUGGAAAUUCACUUCUCCUCAGCAAUUACGCGAGAUUCUUAAAAGAGGUUCGUGGCGAUUUGGUGAAAGCCGAGGAAUACUGUGGGAGGGCAAUCUUGGCAAAUCCAAAUGACGGGAAUGUUCUGUCUAUGUACGCUGGUUUAAUCUGGCAAACUCUCAAAGAUGGUCAGAGAGCUGAAUCUUAUUUUGAUCAAGCUGUUAAAGCCGCCCCUAACGACUGUUUUGUGCUAGCAUCAUAUGCACGAUUUCUUUGGGAUUCUGAGGAAGAAGAAAAAGAAGAGGCAGAGGUUGGGGAAAAUCUGAUUAAAGGAUCAGAGUAAAGCUUUUUCCACGGAUCUCCUCCAAUGCCUCCUCCUUUGGCUGCUGCUUCUUAAAACGCUUGUGACAUAGCUUGUACUUAGCUUUCCGACUUUUGUUAAUAUACCUUCUUUUUUUCUUUGCCCUUUGUAGAAAAGAGUGAGAGUUGUAGUUAUUGAGAACUCUGUUUUGCUGUACUCAUUCUCGGAGCCGUAUCAUGUGGAAGGAAAAAAUAAGAUAUGGAAAUGAAUUUUUCAUUGGAAUCAUC
This is a messenger RNA of Durio zibethinus, 1345 nucleotides long. RefSeq lists its product as uncharacterized. Gene Ontology annotation, molecular function: protein binding. NCBI's taxonomy places the organism in Eukaryota, Viridiplantae, Streptophyta, Magnoliopsida, Malvales, Malvaceae. The record is from RefSeq and is a predicted model, not a curated record.